Molecule: messenger RNA, 3000 nt
Organism: Capsaspora owczarzaki ATCC 30864
Lineage: Eukaryota; Filasterea; Ministeriida; Capsasporidae
Exons: 2
Coding region: 295-2895 (866 amino acids)
Source: RefSeq, a predicted model, not a curated record
CUUUAUUCAACUUUCCUUCUUUCCGUUGUUUCACUUUUUCAAAAAAAAAAAUCAAAGAAAGCCGAAACGGUUUGAAACCAUUUUCACUUUCCUUCACUUUUUUCUUUGUUGCUUUCGUUUUCUUCUUCCUUUUCUCCUUUCAGCACUUCUUUUUUCACUUUUUCGCUGAAUUCACCAUUCAAUAACAUCAUCGACCUGGAACGACACAGCGAGCAGUGCUUUGUCGUUGCAGUGAUCCAAAAGAAACCGUCAACCAUCCCAGCUCCGUACAACGAGGCCAAACAGAACUUACCGAUGGAGAACGAAGCACCACAGCAACAGCAGCAGCAACCACAAGAACCAGCACAGCCUGUGCUGGCACUGGACUUGUCCAUCUGCGACUUUGCAGCGGACGAGGCGGCGGCCGCGUCGGGCGACAUGGACUUCAUGUGGGACUGCGAUGCGCCAGGCUUCACCGACUUUACAAGCGAGCAGGAGGCUGCUGCGGACGGCGCCGACAGUUGGUUUGACAAGCUGACUGCUGCCAACGCCGAAGCAGGCGGCCGGCCCAAGACAAGCUCUGCACACAAGCGCUCAGCUGCGCCCCGCUCAUUCAUUGAAAACGGGCGCGGAACAGCGGCAAACGAAGCCUCCAUCGAAUCGUCGCCGUUGGCUGACGUGCCUGCCAUCCCAUCUACCACUACUGCCACUACCACGACAGCUGCGACUGCACGAGGUGUUCUCAACGCACAACUGGUGCCAAUGCACUUGCGUCAACUGGCUACAGAACCCAUGAUGGUGGAUGCAUCGCUUCCGCCUGCGACUCCUGCCGCACGUCGUGGUGCUCCGGGUUUGCCCCCUGGCUCCGUCCGUGCAGCUGCAGCGUCCCACCAGCCGAUCGUGCAGUCCACCCCGAGUUAUGCCAGACCGUUGACACGACCGCAGCAACCUGGCACUGCUGCUGCUGCUGCUGCUGGACAAUCGCGCAUUGCCCAGUACCCUCGCCCAACUGUGAACGCCCCGGCUUCGACCAUCCGAAAUCCAACGAUCGCAACAAGCAGCGCUCGACCUCUGCUCACCGUCCCAAUCACCCCUUCCUUUGGCCGUCCGCGAGGAGCACCCGCCGCCGCCGCUGCUCCUGCUGCAACUCCCGCUUACGCUCGUCAACAGACUACUGCUCACAACCAAGCUCGCGGCCUCUUCCCACCCUCCACUCCUGCAUCCAACAACAACAGCAACGGGAGAAGCCAGUACCCGAGCGCAACGCCUGCCUCUGUGCGUCGAGCCAGGCUCCAGACCGAGCCACACAUCACCGUACCCAUCACGCCCGAGUUUGUGCGACGCGAGCGCGCCCGAGUGUCUGCUCGCCAGGGGCUGUCGUCUGAGGAUUUGGAGCUGCAACGAAUUAUGAGGGAGCGCGAGGAACUUCAGCGCGCCCGGCAGGCUUCGCGCUCUGCGCUCACUCGCUCUCUGAAUGGGCUUUCGAGCUACAUGCCCGUUCGCUCCACUGUCCCGCUCACAGAGCCGCAAGAGUUCCAGUUCUCCACCUCAACUCGUUCUCGAUCCCGGAGCUCGAGCGUGUCUUCCUCUUCCUCCGCCAACACAUCUGUGAUGGAAGAUUCUGUCGCCACCACAGUGCGCGGAAUGAACAGGUCGCGCUCUGGCAGCGUCUCCUCCGCUACAGGCGCUGGUGCGAUGACCAGCCUGCCUCGGUUUGCCAUGCCCACUGCCAGCGUUGCUGCUCGCAACGGCAACUCGAGUGCCCCGGCCCGCGCGCCGUCUGCGGCUCCCGCGUCUUCUCGCGUCACACAGCCAGUGCCGUUCCAGUUUGCCUCUUCUUCCCGCGGUACCCGUGCCAGCGAUUUGACUACGAUUCCUCAGCAAAACCACGCUGCCGCUCGUCCCUCCAAUCCGCAAGUUCGAUCGGUCCAGCGCCGCGAACUGACCGUGCCCAUCUCGCCAAAGCUCUCCAAGAGUCAUCGCUCUCGUCGUGAGCCAGCCUUGUCGUCAGAGGAGCGCCAAUUGCAGGAGAUUGAAGCAGCGCGGGAGAAGAUGCGAGCUCGUGCGACAAGUGCACCGACGCAUGCAUCCACCUCGAGUCGCCAAGUUGCUGUUGUUCGUCGCGAGCUCACAGUCCCUCAGUCUCCCAUGCUUUCCACGCGCUUCCGCAACACUGAUCGCCAACGGAAUGUGCCAGCCGAGUCUGAAUCCCAUCGCCUACCAGCGCCUGUUCCCGCUAUUCGUCGCCAACAAGCGCCAGCUGUCAGUCGGCCAGUCGAACGCAGCGAGCCACGCAUCACCGUGCCGCAGUCACCCAUGUUUGCUUCGCGAGCGUUGCAAAUGGCCCGCCAGCAGCGACAGGAAAGCACGGCUACCUCUGCACCGAUACCCGCAUCGGUCUCCCGCAGGACGUCUGCUCGCCCCAGCAUGCCGCGAUCUGCCUUUUCCAGGGCGAUUCAAGAAGCAGCGGCAGCAGCAGCAUCAGCGCCAGUUGAAUCCGACAUGCCCACCGUCGAUCACGCCGAACCGGAAGAGGAGCAGGCUGCCUGCCGCGCUGAUUGCAGUUUCGAGGGCGAAGAUGCCGAGCUGAGCAGGCUGCCUCAAACGCCGCUGUCAACGGGCUUGAGCUGCACCUCACGGCCAGACCUCGAAGAGAAUGGCUGGCAAGAGCGUCUGGCGACCCAGCGACACGACCGAAUUCCCUUCAGCGUUGUCGCUUCGAACGCGUCCAUUGUCGUUCCGUUCCCGUCAACGAAAUCCCCUUUUCUUAGUCGCAGCAACUCCCUCUGCGUGCAAUCAGAACUGAACGACGUGUCCGCGUUGCAAGGCGAGAUGGCGGAUGACGACGAUGACAGUGUUGUGCGUCCCUCUGCCCAACGUCCCUCCGCCCAACACUGGGACCAAGUUGUGUGCUAAAAGCAAAAUGUUGAUAAAUGUGCGAUUUUUUCCAUGGUGCAUCCGUUUUAUGUGUGUGUUGAUCCCAAGCCGAUUUCUUUGUUAGUAAAUGUGUUGAAGACUGAA